This is a messenger RNA of Salvia miltiorrhiza (redroot sage), 414 nucleotides long. RefSeq lists its product as uncharacterized. Gene Ontology annotation, cellular component: nuclear exosome (RNase complex); cytoplasmic exosome (RNase complex). The transcript is spliced from 3 exons. NCBI's taxonomy places the organism in Eukaryota, Viridiplantae, Streptophyta, Magnoliopsida, Lamiales, Lamiaceae. The coding region runs from base 1 to 414 and encodes 137 amino acids. The record is from RefSeq and is a predicted model, not a curated record. Gene Ontology annotation, biological process: nuclear mRNA surveillance; exonucleolytic trimming to generate mature 3'-end of 5.8S rRNA from tricistronic rRNA transcript (SSU-rRNA, 5.8S rRNA, LSU-rRNA); nuclear polyadenylation-dependent rRNA catabolic process.
AUGGUAAUUUGCUGGAUGCUUUGGGAGCUGCCAUUAAGUGAUACAGCUAUUCCAAAAGUUCAAGUUUCUGCCAACGCUCCGUCUGAUGAGCAGCCGGAGGUUGAUGUGAGCGAUGAGGAGUUUGUACAAUUUGAUACAUCAGGGGUCCCUGUUAUAGUAACUUUAACCAAGGUCGGGGGGGAUUAUAUUGUAGAUGCAACUACGGAAGAGGAGUCCCAGAUGAGUUCAGCUGUGUCUGUCUCGACCAACAGGCUAGGCCGGAUAUGUGGGCUGACAAAGCGAGGGGGUGCCGGCCUCGAUCCAACUGUUAUGCUCGACACGAUAUCGGCUGCUAAACAUGUAAGUGAGCAGUUGAUAAACAAAUUGGAUUCAGAAAUAGCUGCAGCUGAGGCUUGCGAUGAGAUGGAAUCCUAA